Molecule: messenger RNA, 885 nt
Organism: Pangasianodon hypophthalmus (striped catfish)
Lineage: Eukaryota; Metazoa; Chordata; Actinopteri; Siluriformes; Pangasiidae
Gene: ier3ip1
Product: immediate early response 3 interacting protein 1
Exons: 3
Coding region: 65-313 (82 amino acids)
Biological process (GO): endoplasmic reticulum to Golgi vesicle-mediated transport
Cellular component (GO): Golgi membrane; endoplasmic reticulum membrane; COPII-coated ER to Golgi transport vesicle
Source: RefSeq, a predicted model, not a curated record
GUCCCUACGUAACGAAGCGUGCCGUGUGCGUGCAACGUCAUUACGCCAGAAGAGAAGUGCCAACAUGGCGUUUACGUUGUACUCCCUGAUUCAGGCUGCGAUUUUAUUUACGAAUGCCAUUGCUGUGUUGCACGAAGAAAGGUUUCUCAGUAAAAUUGGUUGGGGGGCAGAUCAAGGCAUCGGCGGCUUUGGAGAUGAACCAGGAAUCAAAGCUCAACUUCUAAACCUUAUCCGAUCUGUCAGGACAGUCAUGAGAGUGCCUUUGAUCAUAGUAAAUGCAGUGUGCAUUGUGUUAUUAUUGCUGUUUGGAUGAAUGCUGACUCUGUGGAUUGUGGACUAACUGGCGAAAGAAAACGGACUGUUUUUUUGUACAUGCAAUGUAAUUGUCUCACUGUAUCCUGAUCAUACAGGAUUCGAGUGGCUAUUCCAAAGUUUUAUAUGUCCGGAUAUCGGUAACUCCUGCUGUUUUGUUUGUAUAACGAGCUUGCAAGAGAGCUCACAUCACUCUUAGUCUUGUUUACAUGAUCUGUUCUUAAUAUCGAAGCUCUCGUUAACUGGUGAUGCAGCCAUAUCGUUAACUACAAAUCUUUCGGGGCCCCUGUGUGUAGAUCUUAUUUAUGCCAUUUCAACAUUUCAGACUAUAAAAUCAGACACUCUUAACAUUGAGAGUGAAAUAAAUGGUUAAGGGAGCAAGUUGUGUUUUGUGUCCUGUAACUAAUUGGACAGUCUGGUCUUGUAAAAGGUGACUGUGGUAAACUGCUCCGGUCAGUUUUAUACAAAAUUCUGUAUUAAAGACUGUUGAUGAUGUUUGAUGCAUCAGUAACCAACAGCCUUUAUGAGCCAGUCAAUGUUUGUCAGGUUUUUAAUAAAAAGAUCGUCUUUUCA